AUGUUUUUACAAAAACGGGUUAAUUUAAGAAUUAAUCUAAGAAUUAUCAUUAUUUUCAUAAUAUUUCUACCAUUAUCAACAAAAUCCCAAUCUACAGUAAUAGGACCUCUGACAGAAAAUUUUGUUAGUUGGUUGAUAGCAAAUGGGUAUGAACAAGAUGCUUUUGAUAGACCGGAUAUUGGACCAAGUGGAAGUUUUGGUGGAAAGAUUAAUUCAGCACAGCAAAUACAAAAAGAACCAGUUAUCUUUAUUCAUGGCACUGGGGAUGCUGCUUUGCAUACUCAAGGCCCCCAAGCAACCGGUUGGACAAGGUCUAUUCAAUACUUUAUGGAACAGAAUUAUACCUCAGCAGAAUUAUAUGCAACUACAUGGGGGGAUACUUGGGGUACAGGAAAUAUUUUUGAUGGCUAUAACACAAUGCAUACUUGUUCUUAUUUGGUUGAUUUAAGACGUUUUCUAGAGGCUAUACUUGCUUAUACUGGUGCUCCAAAAGUUGAUAUAAUAGCACAUUCAAUGGGGGUUGUUUUGGCUAGAAAAGUAAUUAAGGGAGGUGAAUUAAUUGCUACAGAUGGAAAUUGUUCUUUAGGUCGUCCACUCUCUGAACGGAUCGACACAUUUUUGGGCAGAAUUGCUGGGCCAAAUUAUGGAAUUUGUGUCUGUCAAUUGGCACAAACGGUUCCCGCAUGGUGUAACGCUUUGGAUGGUUUAUAUCCUGGUUAUACAUGUGACGAUCAAUUACUUUGUGGCUAUACAACAUCUCCUUGUGGGGAACAAGUUAAUUAUUCUGCAUUUUUGGAAAAAUUAAAUAGAAACCCAUCAAGAGAAGCUGAUUAUAUUUUUGCAUUUUGGUCGGAUACAGAUGAGAUACUUCUCUACAAAAGUUUGAGUUGGGGAAAACCAACAGCAAGAAUUCCCGGAAUGAAUGGUAGAUGGGUUUCUGACAGGCUUGGACAUAUUGCAAUGAAAGAUUAUACAGAAUUAAGGCAAUUUGAAGCAGUAACCACACAUCGAGUUUAA
Molecule: messenger RNA, 1017 nt
Organism: Meloidogyne enterolobii
Lineage: Eukaryota; Metazoa; Nematoda; Chromadorea; Rhabditida; Meloidogynidae
Source: the annotation of a GenBank genome assembly